Trametes versicolor FP-101664 SS1 is the source of this 846-nucleotide messenger RNA. RefSeq lists its product as uncharacterized. Lineage: Eukaryota; Fungi; Basidiomycota; Agaricomycetes; Polyporales; Polyporaceae. The transcript is spliced from 2 exons. The record is from RefSeq and is a predicted model, not a curated record. The coding region runs from base 1 to 846 and encodes 281 amino acids.
AUGGCACCCACCUCUGCCCCCUUCAGCUCUACCUUCCUCUCCGACGGUGCCCUUCCGGACCUCAAGGUGACCUCUGUCGACUCUGUCAACUUCAACGUGCACACACGCAUUCUUCUCUCCGCCUCGACUAACGCUUUCGGCGGCCGCCUCUCGGGGACUCCGCCUCACCCGACCCUCAUCCUCACAGAGACAGCAGAUGUUUUGGACAUCAUGUUCCGCGUCAUCUACGAUAUCCCCUGCAUCGACACCGAUCAUACCCUUGAGGUCACCGAUGCAGCUAUAGACGCCUUGACCAUGUACAGCGUACCGAUCCCCCCGCGCGCGGCCCCCGCAUCGCCCCUUGGUGCGCUUGUGCUCUCCUACACUCCUCACCGCUCGAUCGAAGUCUAUGCCCUCGCUGCACAUCACGGCCUAGAGACCCUUGCGACCACCAUCUCCGCCCAUCUCCAUUCCUACGAUUUCUCCAUGCUAACGGACGCCUGUAUCAACAAGAUAGGCUCCAUCUACCUCUUCAGGCUGUUCGCCCUUCAGCGCAAGCGGCUCGCCGCGCUCCAGGACAUCAUCACCCGUCCGCCUGCGAAGCAUCCCGUGACCGCGACGUGCGACAAGACGGCGCAGCAGCAGCUCGACUGCAUCUGGGCGUCCGCGAUCGCGGAGCUUGCGUUCAUCGUCGAUCCUGGUGUCUCAGCACGGACGCUGUCCGCAACGUUCGAGCAAGCGAACGGAACGGUGGGCUGCAGUGACUGCCGUGCGACGAUACACGACCGUACCGAGGAGGUGAUGGCCGAGUGGGCGACUCUCAAGGUGGGUCUUUGCCUGCACUGUGCCCUGUGUCGCGCGGACUGA